Molecule: messenger RNA, 1923 nt
Organism: Ilyonectria robusta
Lineage: Eukaryota; Fungi; Ascomycota; Sordariomycetes; Hypocreales; Nectriaceae
Exons: 1
Coding region: 92-1738 (548 amino acids)
Source: RefSeq, a predicted model, not a curated record
CGCAAAGCCCAAAGACAUUCGCAAUUUCUCGAAGCGAGCGUUGACGGCGCGAAUUGCUUCGCAAAUCUACCACGACGGUGCAUCCUCCGCGAUGCCUGCUGAAUCCGUGUCGCUGCCGCCCUCUGCUUCUCCCCAGGCCUCUUCCGGCGAAGCCAGCGACUAUACCCGGCUGCACAUCAGCCCCCUCGACCCCGAGUUGCUCAGAAUCGUCCUGCCCGCCGCUGUCGCCCCCAAAGCUCGCAACAUCUCGUACCACUCCAUCGAGACCUUCCCCGAGCGGCGCUACGGCUACGUCGAGAUACCCACCAUGGAUGCCGACAAACUCAAGAAGAAGCUCCACGGCUCCGUGCUGAAGGGGACGAAGCUCCGCGUCGAAAAGGCACGGCCAGAGAAGCGAACUGAGCCGACCACCGAGGCCGACAAGGCGUAUGAGGAGGAGGAGGAACGAAAGGAAAAGAGGAAGUCCAAGAAGUAUGCCGAUGCGUUGGAAUCCAAGAAGCGAAAGCGCGAUCCGGAUUUGAUCCAAGGCGUCGCCAUCAGCGACCGCAAAGUCAAGCGAGGCUGGACUGAGCCUGCGGACCAACGGAGGAAAAAGAGCAAGAAGGACAAGGAAGAGGAGAAGGACGGCAAAAAGACUGAGAAGAAGAAGCGCCUAAAGUCCAAGUACACCGAGAAGGAGGAGUGUCUGCUCAAGACCACCCUCCCUCCCAACGCCGUUGCCAACGCCACCGGUGACAACCUCCCCAAGAAGCGAAAGAAGAGAAGCAAUGUCCGUGAGGUCAUGGUGCACGAGUUCGAAAAGACUACAAAGUUCCCAAGCUUCCUGAAAGACGCGGCGCCGGAGUCGCAGUCCAAAGCAGCAACUGAGUUUGUUGAGGGCAAGGGAUGGGUUGACGCGGAUGGCAACGUGGUGGAAACUGUCAAGGCCAAACCAGUUGUGAAGCCCGCCGCUUCGAAACCCAAGAAAUCGAAGCCUGUAGUCGAAAAGGUUGUCGAGGAGUCCGAUGAUGAUUCCACUAGCAGUAGUGGCACCAGCAGCAGCGGCUCCUCUGACGAGGAAUCAGAGGAUGAGGAAGUGGAAGCAGAAGUUGCUACUGGAAAGUCCGUUCCCAACGAUGACUCGCUCACGCAACCCGAGCCCAGUGCCUCCCUCUCAGCCAUCAAACCCGACAACACGCGCCCCAUGUCCUCGAGCUCUUCGCGAAGCCUCACCAUCAAGAUACCACCUCCCCUCACCCCUUCUGCCACCAAAGUACACCCUCUCGAGGCCCUGUACAAGCCUUCCAAACCCGACACCGACGCCACCGAGACUCCCGCUCAGAAACCUCAGCCCUUCAGCUUCUUUGAUGCCGAUGCCGACGCCGAUGAAGAGGACGCCGCCGAUCAACCCGGCCCGGCCGUUCCCAUGACGCCCUUCAGCCGCCAGGACCUUGAGUGGCGAUCGACCCGUAGUGCGGCCCCGACGCCCGACACUGCGCACCCAUCGCGGAUGCGCAACUUCUGGGCGGGUGAUGACGACGACGCAGACAUGGAAGACGAUACCAUUGAUGAUAUCAUGGACGAUGAGCAGGGCGAGGAUGAAGCAGCCGCACCAGCACAGCCAGGCUCUACCGAGUUCCAGUCAUGGUUCUGGGAUAACCGUCGUGACCUAAACCGGUCAUGGAUGAGUAGGCGGAAGACGGCGUCUAAGGAAAAGCGCCACCGAGACAACAAGGCGCGGGCUUCCAAGGCGGUAUGACGAGGUGGGAGUUGGACAUAGAGGUAGAUAGUGGUUGUAAAGCUGAAAUAUCAUGACGCCAUGUAUUCGUCGAUUUGUCGACCUACUUGCGAAUAUGUCUUCUCGUCCUUCAUUAUUUAAAGUGUAAUAUUUCCCCGAGGAGUGCUAGAUGUUCAGGUAUCCAUUUACAUGCCUAUAGGUGCGGG